Diabrotica virgifera virgifera (western corn rootworm) is the source of this 420-nucleotide messenger RNA. RefSeq lists its product as uncharacterized. The coding region runs from base 1 to 420 and encodes 139 amino acids. NCBI's taxonomy places the organism in Eukaryota, Metazoa, Arthropoda, Insecta, Coleoptera, Chrysomelidae. The transcript has 2 exons. The record is from RefSeq and is a predicted model, not a curated record.
AUGCAUAGUGUCAUACAGCCUUUAGAAUGCGCGGUUAAAAAACUGGACUGCGCCAACAAGGGAAUAAGCAUAGACGGAAAGCAACUCAAAAAUUUCCGGUUCGCUGAUGAUAUUGUCAUAAUCGCUGACGACAUCAACGAAGCAAACGAAAUGCUCACAGAGCUUGCAAAAGCAGCUGAAGAGGUUGGUUUGCAAAUAAACAAAGAUAAAACCAAAAUAAUGACUUGGAAAAUAAAAGAAUUAACUAGAAAACCAGAAUACAAACAAAAUAUAGGAGUUGAUGAAAAGCGAGACAUAGAAAUGGAUACAGAAAACAAAUUGAUGGUAUGGACAAACUAUAUAGAACAGCUGUUUAACGACAACCGAGACACAAUAGAUAACGAAUAUUUCGUUGAAGAGACUGGACCAGAAAUAACAUAA